GUUACAAACAACCUCAUUUCACAAUUCAUGCAUGCAUGCUCCACAGCACCAUUAGCAGCUGAAGGUGUGUUGAAUACUAGUUUCAAUUUCCUUGUAACUUCACUCUGCUCGGCUGUUAUGUAAUUUCUGCUAAGUCAAAAAAUUUCAGGUAACUUCAUGCGAACCAUCCUUAGUUAAUUAUAUUUAAAUAUAAGAGUAAAAACUUUCCUCUUUUGUUUACUUACUUAAUAUACAUCCAUUUUUAUUUCCAAUGUUUCAUAUGAAGACAAGAGAAGGAAGUAUAGGUCAGUUUGAAUCAAUUUAUUUAAACUUAUUUACUGACAUAAAUUUUUGUGAGACUGUUUGAUAGAAUAGAACUUAUGAAAACAUCUUAUGACAUGUUCAUAAAAUGCUUUCAUAAAUUCUCCAAGAUAGCUUAUACAAAAACAGUUUUUUUUAUAGAAAUAGCUUAUACAUAAGCGCUUGUGCUAUAAGCUGCAAAUUAAACUGUUUAUCCAAACAAGACCUAUAUAUUAUGAGAAAGGCAAACAUUGUGUGUGCUCCAUUAAUAUAAUCAUAUAAUCCUAUACAUAAUAUAAUCUUAAUGCACAUGGUUGCAUGGGUUUGUGUCAUAUUUGACCUCUUAAUGCACAUGUAUAUAUGCUUACAAGUUUAAUUUACAAUCAUAUAUGCUAUCUUCUCUCUCCUCUUAGGACUUGUUUUGUUUCAUCUGUGUGUGUUCACUUAAUUCUUUUGACUCCUAAGUUGAAGAGAUUCCUCAGAUCUUCUUGAGAUGCAAGUGCUAAGGCAUUGAAGUUGAGAUCAAAAGUUGUAUAUUGCAGACAGAAAAUUGGAUUUAGUAAUAAGUUAGGUUUGUUUCAAUGUGGCCAGAAGAUGUUGAAACUGAUGUUGGAAAACAGUUCAGCAUAGAAAAACCAGGAAUGGAUCAAGAUAUUUUGGAAGAAGUAACAAUCUUAGAUGAACCAAUUGUAGCUGAUUUUCAAAGAAUUGUGGAGCUUACAAAUUGUACAAAUCAAGGGUCUUUUCAGUUAGCUAAUCUCACGAAACAUUGGGAGUAUAAGCAGGCGAAUGCAGUUCGCCUUCUUCAAGAAGAGCUCGACAAACUUAGCAAACAAAGGGAGGAAGUUGAGCUUAAAAACUUGGAGCUUCUUAAAGACAAUAAUCGAUUCGAGGAAGAAAGUUACGGUGGAGACAAAUGUCCGGUUUCGAUAUUGGACGAUGUUGUUCAAAACAAGAGAGUUGAAAGUGAGGCCGAGUAUGAUACCAAUGUUUACUGGAAAAAUCGGGCGUUCGAAUUGGAAAGACAGAUGGAGGGAAGUAUUCAGAGAGAGGUGAUAUUAAAGGAAAAGUUGCAAGAAAGUAUAGAGACUAUUGAAAGACAAUCCUCACCUGUGGAGGAACUGUCACAGAUUCUUAAGAGAAAAGAUAAUUUCUUUCAUUUUAUACUUCAAAAUGCACCUUUUGUUAUUGGCCAUCAGGACAAAGAGUUGCGCUACCGUUUUAUCUAUAAUUAUUUUCCAAGUUUACAAGAGGAGGACAUCAUAGGGAAAACGGAGGAUGAAAUUUUCACCGGAACAGGCGUGAAGGAAUUUCAGGAUUUUAAGAGAGAAGUAAUGGAGAAAGGAAUACCUGCAAAAAAAGAAAUAACUUAUGAGACAGAACUAUUUGGAUCAAAGACAUUUUUGAUGUAUGUAGAACCUGUGUUUAGUAAGGCAGGGCAAACAAUUGGAGUAAACUAUUUGGGAAUGGAAAUAACAGAUCAGGUGAGAAAAAGAGAAAGAAUGGCAAAGCUAAGGGAAGAAAUUGCAGUUCAAAAAUUCAAGGAAAUGGAACUUAAUAAAACUAUUCACAUUACAGAGGAGACAAUGAGAGCAAAACAAAUGGUAGCAACAAUGUCUCAUGAGAUAAGAUCUCCACUUUCUAGUGUUGUUAGCAUGGCUAAAAUUCUUACUACCACAAAACUUGAUAGGGAGCACAUACAGCUCUUGGAUGUCAUGAUAUCUUCAGGAGAUUUGGUUCUUCAACUUAUAAAUGAUAUACUUGAUCUUUCCAAGGUUGAGUCGGGAGCUAUGAAAUUGGAAGCUACGAAAUUCAGGCCAAGAGAGGUAGUAAGGCAUGUGCUCCAAACAGCUGCAGCAUCAUUGCAGAAAAUGUUAACAUUGGAAGGAAAUAUAGCAGAUGAUAUACCUAUUGAGGUCACUGGAGAUGUUUUAAGGAUUAGGCAAAUUCUGACAAAUUUAGUCAGCAAUGCUGUCAAGUUUACAACUCAAGGCAAAGUUGGUAUAAACCUUUAUGUUAUUCCAGAGCCACCAUUUUCAGUUAACAGUGAAUGCUCAAUGAAUGAUGAUACUGAAGAUCAAACUCGUUCAACCGAAACAACAGUGUGGAUACGAUGUGAUGUAUACGACACAGGAAUUGGCAUACCAGAAAAGGCUAUACCUACUUUAUUUAGAAAAGACCAUACUCAAAAGUAUGGAGGCACAGGUCUAGGACUAGCAAUGUGUAAUCAACUGGUUGAGUUAAUGGGGGGUCAUUUAACAGUAACUAGCAAAGAACAUUGUGGUUCUACCUUCACAUUCAUACUACCAUACAAAGUAUCAACAACCUGUGAUAAUUCUGAUAAGGAUGAGCUUUCGGAUGUUGAUAACAAUGACGAUGACACAACCGAGGGAUUCUUCCAAUUCCCUCCAGAAACUUUGGGAUCUCCUUACACUUCUAAUGGAUCCAGUGUGAUGAGAUCCUAAGAUUGUAUCCUUGACAAGAAGAAAAAAGACUGUAUAUCUAAAAAAGAAAAAAUGUGUCUAAAUGAUGAUGUUCAUGGUAUAGGAUUAUUCAACAUGUUUCUUUAUUGGUUUUUAAUUUUUAGUAAAAAAAAAAAGCAAACUAUGUAGCUUAAUUUUUCAAUUGUUAGAAGUAUAUGGAAUUGGAUGAAUGGUUUUGACAUUAUAUUUUGAUAUGAAAAAUUUUAGUUUAUCUUAGCAAUGUUGAAUUUUUGUUUGUA
This is a messenger RNA of Trifolium pratense (red clover), 3001 nucleotides long. Its product is annotated as histidine kinase 5-like. The record is from RefSeq and is a predicted model, not a curated record. Gene Ontology annotation, biological process: protein autophosphorylation; signal transduction. Gene Ontology annotation, molecular function: phosphorelay sensor kinase activity; histidine phosphotransfer kinase activity. Lineage: Eukaryota; Viridiplantae; Streptophyta; Magnoliopsida; Fabales; Fabaceae. The coding region runs from base 861 to 2744 and encodes 627 amino acids. The transcript has 9 exons.